Molecule: messenger RNA, 3470 nt
Organism: Anarrhichthys ocellatus (wolf-eel)
Lineage: Eukaryota; Metazoa; Chordata; Actinopteri; Perciformes; Anarhichadidae
Gene: rab4a
Product: RAB4a, member RAS oncogene family
Exons: 8
Coding region: 196-837 (213 amino acids)
Biological process (GO): Rab protein signal transduction
Molecular function (GO): GTP binding; GTPase activity
Source: RefSeq, a predicted model, not a curated record
CUCGGCUUGGCUUUUAUUUUGAAAAAAAAAAAAAAAAGAGACUCAAACCACGUACGGGAAGUCGGAGGGAAUAAUCAGCUAGAAUCCGCGGAAAUCAUCAACAGGACUAUUUGCCUUAACUUAGCGAGCUAUCCAUCUUGUCAACUAUCUAUUUUUCAUUUACUUUCCUAUUGCUGUCCAAACGCCACACUGGCGAUGUCGGACUCCUACGAUUUCCUGUUUAAAUUCCUGGUGAUUGGGAACGCUGGAACGGGCAAAUCCUGUCUGCUGCACCAGUUCAUAGAGAAGAGAUUUAAGGAUGAAUCCAACCACACAAUUGGAGUAGAGUUUGGCUCCAAGAUCAUCAAUGUGGUCAACAAAAUGGUCAAACUGCAGAUUUGGGACACAGCAGGACAAGAAAGGUUCAGGUCUGUGACCAGGAGUUACUACAGAGGUGCAGCAGGAGCUCUGCUGGUCUAUGACAUCACAAGUCGAGAGACCUACAACGCUCUGACCACAUGGCUGAGUGAUGCCAGGAUGCUGGCCAGUCAGAACAUCGUCAUCAUCCUUUGUGGGAACAAGAAGGACCUGGACGCGGACAGAGAGGUCACGUUCUUGGAGGCUUCCCGCUUCGCUCAGGAGAACGAGCUAAUGUUCCUGGAGACCAGCGCUCUAACAGGAGAGAACGUUGAAGAGGCCUUUGUCCAGUGCGCUCGGAAAAUCCUCAACAAGAUAGAGUCAGGCGAGCUGGAUCCAGAGAGGAUGGGCUCAGGUAUCCAGUAUGGCGACGCUGCGUUACGACAGCUUCGUUCUCCUCGCCGUGCUCAGCCACAGGGCACCCAGGAGUGUGGCUGCUAGUGGACGCGCCCAGUAACACACACAGACAAGUGUGUUUCUGACGGGCUUGUGAAGACCAGGAGAAGAACAGCCACGGGGGACCCAGGGUUCACCUCGCUAUGCUGGUGAUUCCUCUCCGACCUUUCACCUUUCACACCAAUCUUCAGAACCUUCAGAACUUUUGUUGUCAUGGCUGCCCCCCCUCCCCCCCCUCUCAGAACUCUGAGCAUCUCUCCAAGGUAACCAGAGACAGCCCACCACAUUCUGCUCCACUAUUGGACCAGACCUUUCCUAGCCCUCCAAUCAGGAUGUGUAUUACUGACAUGUACGUAACUUCUCUCUCGCUCUCUCUCUCCCCCCCCACCCCACCUUUCUACUUAUCUGCCCUCACACCUGCUAACCCUACAUCUUAGUUUUCUCCCUUAUCACUAUUCCCAUUUACUUUCCAUCUUGAAUACUGGAAAGACCAGUGUGUAGGGUGUAGGAGGAUCUAUAGGCUGAAAAAAAAUAAUAGAAGUCAUCUUCCUGUUUUAAUCAUUUUUUUGCAAUCUGCAACCUCAAAGCUAGAUCCCACUAAAUCCUACACACUGGUCCUUUUUAAAGGAAAAGUUUACAUUUUUAGAAAUGUCUUUCCUUUUGCAUUCAAGAAAGAAGAAGUAACAUGUUAAUUAGACAGCUUUUAAGGCGCUAUGAGGUGGAUUUUGGAAUUUUAGAUCUAGCUAGGCUAACCAAGUCUGCUUCUUCGCCUCCUGGCCCCAGAUUAAUACUUGAUACAUUGUAUCAAUUUUUCUCACAUAAUUCUUGGCAUGACUUUUUUCUUUUGUCAAACUACAUGCAUAUCCAAAAGCCUCCCCUACUAUGGAAGUUCUCUUUGCUACACAACGGCUCCGAUUGCCUGUUAACUUCCUGUUUUAAACACAACACAAUACAUUUUGCACUCCCUGCAUCCCGUCUUACACACUUACUCUCCCAGUAAAGUAUCUCUCUGAAUCUCCUCCGUUGCCCUACAGCAUCUUGUACACUGUACAGUGUUUCUGUAUAUAGACUGAUGCAUGUUUUCUCAAACAGAAUAUCAGAGUAUUUCAUUAUGAAGAGAUAUUAUAUGUAUAUUAAAGUAGAUAUCAUAUCCAGAAUCUGUUUUAUGCUCCAUUGAAUUAAUAACAUGUUAAGCCACAAUACACUGGCAACAUGUAAGCAGUAUAGAUGGUCAGUACUGUUUGUGACUGGGACAAGCUGAUGUGGAUUAUAUUAUGGACUUACAUGUUUACGUGGGAAAAUGCUGUUUUAUCAUUGUCAAGAUUAUAGAUUGCAAAAAAGAAAUAUAGAAAUAUUAUGAUCAAUGGAGUGUGAAAGUCAUGUCAUCUUUUAAUUUACAGUGGUAUGCUCAGCAUUUACCAUUCAGUUAAAUGAAACACUCCUUUUAUCCAAAAGAAUCCAAUGACUGAUCCCUCUCAUUUAUAAGUGACGCCUGUUUACAUGAAUGCCUCACUGACUGCCUGCAGCUGUGGGGUAACACUGAAUGCAUUUCAAGUUUUAGCAACAGUAUGAAACUAUCUGAUGUGUGUUUGAUUUUUAUUUGUCUCCAAAGAUAUUUGAUGCUCAGUUCAGCCACAUGAAGCUCUCGACACAAAACAAUUCAACUGGGGAAUUUCUUUGAAGAAUUAGGUUUAGGUGUGUUUUGCGUAGGUGUAUUCAAGCAUCACAACAACACAUUUAUGUUUUUAUUAUUUAUAACAUUUUAGACCCUUGACAAUUAUGCAUUAUGUUUAAAUCAAGCACACUUCAAACUAGAAAUAUUUAAAAUUAGAAUUCAUCUUCUGGUGGCUUUGGCUGCUCCACGUCAGGUCGCCGUCUUGUGUUUAUGUCAUCAAGUCCUUUGUCUAUUUAUGUCUGUUUUUCUCUUGUCAUUAUGAAUAUCAUGGAUUUUUAAUUUAUUGUGUAUAAUAAAAGCAUAUGUUUUUUAAAUAAAAACUACGACAAAUAUAGCAGUCUUUGAAAAGCAGCUUUUGUUGGUUUAAUCCAUGUUUUUGUUGAUGGUUUUUCUUUAAAGAGAUUUAAUUUCUUAGUUUUCUGAAUAAUAUGUGUAGUUUGGUGGAGAUGAACAGAUGCAAAAAAAGUGAUUUAUUAAAAAGCUUUGCACCACACCAUUUAACUUCUUUUCCUCCAAAUAAAAUAUGUACACAAGUCAGUUUAAAGCCUAAGAUUUAAACAUAGAAAUGUUAAGUAUCAUGCCAUUUUACAAUUACAGUAUUCUGUAAUUGUUAUGCUCCUUAUGUCAUCAAUUAUAUAUGUGAGGAACAGCAGAAGCUUUUCCACUAAAACCAGACUCGACACUGUGGAGUUUGUCAAGAAGUGAGAUGAAAGUACUCCUGGUGCCUUAUUGGUCAUAAACUCUAUUUCUUCUCCACUUUGCCUGAUUAAAUUUAUUGAGUAGGAUGAUCAUAUGUGAUUACUGCUAUAAAUUAUCAAAAAUGUCCCUUUUUUUCUGCACAAUAUUCACAUCAAUAACAUCAAUACAUACAGUUGUGCAAAGGAGAAAAAGUCUUUUCUCCAGUUUUUAUGGAACGACGACUGACACAAGGACACAGAGGGAUCUGAUUCUCAUAAAAACACCAGAUCUAUUACACAAAGGAUUAAAAGUCCAUUUUUGUUUU